AUGUUACGUGUGACUCGAAUUCCGUACGGCAAGAUCCGCCACAACUCUGCCGGCGAAUUCGUUUGUCCCCGAUGUUCGAAGUCUUACAAACACAAAACGUCAGUCUACACGCACAUCAAACAAGACUGCGGGCAAUCGCCGAAGUACUUUUGCGACCUGUGUCAAUUCGCGUGUAAAUAUCAUCACGUGUUGAGUCGUCACAAAACGUCGCUCUCCCACCGCCGUAGGGAAAUGAAACUCAGCGUCGUAGAACCCUCAGUUAUUCGCUUGUCCACAGUGCGGGCGCUGGUACAAGUACAGCCACAACAUGCGGUACCAUUUGAAAAAGUGCGGGGAGAAACUGUUUCAUUGCAGGUUUUGCCCGAAAGAGUACACGUCAAAGUUUGCCUGCAAGAGGCACAUGCUCCAGGCUCAUCGGCACUCCGAUUAACCUCGAGGCUCGGUACUCACCGAUGCGUGAAGUGCGGCAAGUUGUACCGAUCGAAAUCGGCGCUAAACAGGCACGUACGGUACGACUGCGGUCAAGAAAAGCGCUUCGCCUGCGUAGUACCCGCGUGCGGGUACAAGGCUUACCAGAAAGUCCAUCUGACCAGCCACCUGAUGCGUAAAUUGUUCAACUGCCACAAUUGCGAGCGGCGGUACAAGCUCAAGACAUCCCUUUACAAUCACCUGAAGUACGAGUGCGGCAAGAGCAAGAGUUUCGUGUGUACUUUCUGUCAGAAAACGUUCCGGUACAAGCACAGCCUGAGGGAUCAUAUGAACCACAGGCGCCACGGCAGAGACGUCCACGUCGAGCAAGCGGACCGAGUUAGUCCAUUUUCCAUGGUCCGGCAACCGUCGUUUCAUGUGCCGUUUGGGAGUCUGCAUGUACAAUUACCCCAGGAAGAGACAAAGCAGAAUAAUUUGGAACCCCAGGAUCUCAGCAGGACCUCAUCCGCGCGGAAGAUAGUCAUAUCGGAGAACCGAUUGCUGACACCGAAAGCGGUACCGAUGGCGGCGGAGCAAAUCGCCCCGCCCGCGCCCGAGCAAAAGGUAUUCGAGUGCAACUUUUGCAAAAAGAAGUACCAGAAUUACGUGUCGCUGACGCGCCACAAGAAAUACGAGUGUCAGAAACCGCCGCAGUUUGCGUGUCACAUGUGCUCGUUCAAAACGAGGUACCAGUUCACACUCAGGGCUCACCUGUUCAGGCUGCACCAGGUCGUUGUGGAGAAUUGCGUCAACUACUUGUGA
Messenger RNA from Cylas formicarius (sweet potato weevil), 1230 nucleotides. Its product is annotated as gastrula zinc finger protein xFG20-1-like. Gene Ontology annotation, biological process: regulation of transcription by RNA polymerase II. Lineage: Eukaryota; Metazoa; Arthropoda; Insecta; Coleoptera; Brentidae. The record is from RefSeq and is a predicted model, not a curated record. The coding region runs from base 1 to 1230 and encodes 409 amino acids. Gene Ontology annotation, cellular component: chromosome. The transcript is spliced from 7 exons. Gene Ontology annotation, molecular function: chromatin insulator sequence binding.